GAUAUGUUGAUAAUAAUUGAAUUUUGAUUUGUGAAUUUGUGAAUUGUAAUACGUUGAUAAUUUGUAAAUUGUGAUAUUUGUGAAUUUGUGAAUUUGGAUUAUUUACAUAUUGUUUGUGAAUUGUGAUAUUUGUGAAUUUGUGAAUUUGUGAAUUGUGAUAUUUGGGAAUUUGUGAGGAAUUGAAUUGUUGAAUUGAAUUUAAUUGAAUUGUUGAAUUGUUGAAUUGAAUUGAAUUGUUGAGGAAUUAGGAAUUGAAUUGUUGAGGAAUUAAGAAUUGAAUUGAAUUUGUGAGGAAUUGAAUUGUUGAAUUGAAUUGUUGAGGAAUUAGGAAUUUGUUGAUUUUGAUAUUUAAAUAGUUGAUUUUUUUUUUAAGUAUUAAUAUUUUUUUUUAAAUUUAAACAUUGAUUUAUGAUUGUAUGGUGAGCGGCGUAAAAUGGUGACCCACCAUCCGUGAAAUCCUGGCUCCGCCACUGCGUACCCAUGCUGUGAGGAAUCUCAUUGGAGAGUCAUCCGGGAUGAAGUUGGGUACCCAUUUACGAAUCGUGAGGUAGUUGUCAUCGAGCAUCCAUGGUCCAUGAGUGAGUACAUGGUUGUAAUCUCCCAAAUUGGAAAAUCUGGCUAUGAAGUAUUCGUGCCCAAUAUCAGGCAUAGUGAGCAUUGCACACCCGAGUCCAUAUUUUGGUAUACUUGUCUCAAAUCUCAAUUUACUGGACGAGACUUCACUGUCGUUCUCCCCUUCCCUUGGUGCGAAUUCAAUAACCUGAUUUAGAGAGAGAAAGAGGGCGCCAUGAAUGUGGAUUCCCCUCAGAGUCAAAAUACUUCGCUCCAACGCCUUCAAAAUGUGGAAAAGAGAGUAGUUAGGGUUUUGGAGCUAGCUGGAGCAGUAAUGGAUGAACUUGCGAAUCCAUCUGGGCCUCGCAAGGAAUUGCUCAACAACCAUUGUCGGGAGUUUAUGCAACUAAUUAAGGAUAUCCAAGUGACGUUGCGUGAAGAGAUUAAGAGUGCAUGCGAGUAUCGACCCUUUGAGAAGUGUGAUUACAGUGCAAGAUUAUCAAGUGAGAUUUCUUGCAAGAAGCUCGAGUAUGUCCUUUCUCAUCUUGAUAAGAUGAAGGAGAUUAUUGAUCAAUAUCAAGGUUCUGCGUAACGAGGACCAAAAGGCAUGCAAGAGACGGAAGACUAUUGAAGCUGGAAGUGCACAAGUACAUUCAUUCAAACAUUGCGUGCUACGAUGGAAAGAUUGCAGAUCUCUUUCUUACAGUUUGCAAGGAAGAAUGCUGUAUGGAUGAAGAAAACCAGUUGGUUCCAGGGAACAGACGACACAAUUGUAGAUUUGUAGAUUAGACUGAAUCUUCUAUUUUCAGACUUAUUAUUACUGUAUGUACCCUUUUAUGUUAGGUAUUUCAGUUCCAUUACCCAUUUUAUUGGGGUAGUUAUCUGACAUAUCAGUGAAUUGUUGGCGACUCAGAAAUUAGUGUCAAUUUUGUACUAUUGAUUCAAAAUUUAUGCAGGAAUAUACAAAUUCAAUAUUUUCUUUUA
Molecule: messenger RNA, 1536 nt
Organism: Spinacia oleracea (spinach)
Lineage: Eukaryota; Viridiplantae; Streptophyta; Magnoliopsida; Caryophyllales; Amaranthaceae
Product: mediator of RNA polymerase II transcription subunit 11
Exons: 5
Coding region: 788-1144 (118 amino acids)
Biological process (GO): regulation of transcription by RNA polymerase II
Cellular component (GO): mediator complex
Molecular function (GO): transcription coregulator activity
Source: RefSeq, a predicted model, not a curated record